GUCGAUAGCCAAAGGAAGCUGUAACGUUACCAAAUAAAUAUUUAGAAACUCAAAGAGAAUAGAGAACAGACACAUUUCAUCACACACUUCAAUGGCGACCGUGAGAGAGCUCUCCUCCUCGAAGCUUAUAAGAGAUUCUGAUGAUGAAGAUGAAGUAUGGGUGACACACUAUUCAUCGAACCAUCAAAUCCUUCUCGUCGGCGAAGGAGACUUCUCAUUCUCUUGCAGCUUAGCCACUCGCUUUGGCUCUGCUUCCAAUAUCUGUGCUUCCUCCCUCGAUUCUUACGAUGAUGUGGUUAGAAAGUACAAGAAAGCAAGUUCUAACCUUGAUACUCUGAACAGACUUGGUGCUUCCCUCUUACAUGGUGUUGAUGCCACCAAACUCCAACUUCACCCUCAUCUUAACUCCAGAAGAUUUGACCGUAUCAUCUUCAACUUCCCCCACGCCGGCUUCCACGGCAAAGAGACCGAUUCAAAACUUAUACAGAAGCAUAGACAACUGGUGUUUGGAUUUCUCAAUGGUGCAAGCCGUAUGUUAAGAGCUGAUGGAGAAGUUCAUGUCUCUCACAAGAACAAAGCCCCUUUUUGUCACUGGAAGCUCGAGGAGCUCGCUAGCAGAUGUUCUCUUGCGUUGAGACAACGUGUGGCGUUUGAGAAGAGCGAGUACCCUGGUUAUGAGAAUAAGAGAGGAGAUGGGUCUAGAUGUGACUUGCCUUUCCUUUUAGGAGACUGUACUACUUUCAAGUUCACUGUCUCUCGCGUCGCUAAGGAGAUUUAUGCUGAGAAGUCGAGAUGGAGAGAAAUGAAGGAACGAGAAUCAAAGUUGCUCAUGUAUCCCCUCCAGCCACAAAUACAAUCUCAAUGUGUUAUCCAAAGACCACUACUUUCCUUUGAUCUCAGCUAUCACCACCAGGACCGUUGCCAUAGGCAAAUGCAAGAUCCUUUUGUUCAACCAAGAACAUCUCCAUUGGAUCUUGGUUAUUACCGAGAACUUAGAUGUUCACAGUUUGAAGAUGCUAGCUCUAUUCGAGCAACACAAAUACCAGCGUCCUUUGCUCUAGAAAGACACCAUGAUCACUGGUAUCAAGACAGCUUAAGAUGCAAUGAAAGAAGCGGCCUCCAGUUCCAUGACUUCAGUCAUUAUCAUCCUCAAGAAGAACGGUUCCUUGAAGAAUGCUCACGCCGCUUCAGUGGAGUUCCGCUUGAUAUUUAUAACAGGGGAACACAGAGCUAUCCUCAUGGGUACACUGGAGAAUUACCACGCCCUCUGCUUUGGCAAGAACCAUUCUUCCUAGGCUCCUCUCAUGGCUGGGAAGGAGGAAGAACAAUGUCAACAAGUACCAGCUUUCAUCAUUUGCACACAGAAGAAUCACAAGAAGGAAGGUUGAUUUGGCAGAGAAACCUCAACAUUUACCAUCCAUACCACUGGUAAAUCAUACUGGCUUCCAGUGAGUGAAGGCUUUGGAGUUACAAAGCAAAAAAUCUUUUUUAAGAAUUGCGGUUGGACAGCUCAAAACUGCGACUAUCUCAGUAUGGGGGAUGAUAAUGUUAGCCCAUGUAGGAGUAGAUUUUGUGUAUCUAUUUUAGCUUUUUGUUCGUAUAAUGAAUGUGUUAGUGGAAAUGGUUGAUGAGUCUUUCAUCUUGCACUGUUUUUAAGUAUCGAUCAUAAGCAAGAGAUUUAUCAAUACCGUUGUUUUAACGGUCAAAUCUA
Molecule: messenger RNA, 1711 nt
Organism: Raphanus sativus (radish)
Lineage: Eukaryota; Viridiplantae; Streptophyta; Magnoliopsida; Brassicales; Brassicaceae
Product: heavy metal-associated isoprenylated plant protein 41-like
Exons: 3
Coding region: 92-1432 (446 amino acids)
Biological process (GO): rRNA base methylation
Cellular component (GO): cytoplasm
Molecular function (GO): rRNA (uridine-N3-)-methyltransferase activity
Source: RefSeq, a predicted model, not a curated record